This is a messenger RNA of Anisakis simplex (herring worm), 489 nucleotides long. The record is from the annotation of a GenBank genome assembly. Lineage: Eukaryota; Metazoa; Nematoda; Chromadorea; Rhabditida; Anisakidae.
AUGAGUCAAACAGUUGAGAAGGUGCGAUCAAAAGAAGAUGAAGAGGCGUUGGACAGGAAAAUAGCCGAAAUUCGGAAGAAGAACGAACAAAUCGCACGUAGAAAAGAGGAGGUUGACAAAGAUCGUGAAUUGUUCGUAGCCGAAAUCGGAGAGUCUCUCAACUCACCACCUAAACAGCCAGAAAAGCUGGUGAAUUGCAGCGCUGAUACAUGGAAAGAGAAUGUGCCCGAGAUGGGACAUUCGUUACGGGGUAUGAAACAUCAUUCACUGUGGCGUUCACAACAACGCGGUGGUAUUUCGAGAGGACGUGGCAUGCGCACUCGUAUCACGCCUCGUUCCGAGUUCACGUUACACGACGAUAGAGCCGAGCCAACGAAACCGAAGAAAACCGAUCGCGAUCGCAAACAACGUAUCACUUCGCCUUCAGCUAACUCACCCGCAGAUGCCUCACAAACAAAACCUCCAGCCAAAAACGAUACGGUGAAUUUA